This is a messenger RNA of Lampris incognitus (smalleye Pacific opah), 3483 nucleotides long. RefSeq names its product forkhead box protein O1-A-like. Gene Ontology annotation, molecular function: DNA-binding transcription factor activity, RNA polymerase II-specific; RNA polymerase II cis-regulatory region sequence-specific DNA binding. The record is from RefSeq and is a predicted model, not a curated record. The transcript is spliced from 3 exons. Gene Ontology annotation, biological process: regulation of transcription by RNA polymerase II. Bases 107 to 2035 code for a protein of 642 amino acids. Lineage: Eukaryota; Metazoa; Chordata; Actinopteri; Lampriformes; Lampridae. Gene Ontology annotation, cellular component: nucleus.
CAUCAAACGGCCUUCAUCCUGGGAUGCCCGCUGGAGUGCGCGGAGUAAAACCAACUUUGUACAGCUUGAGCCGAGCGCAUGCUCCCGCCGCAGAGCGCCUCAGAUCAUGGCCGAGGUACCGCUGCCUCCGCCGCGUGUAGUCGACAUCGACCCGGACUUCGAGCCGCUCUCCCGCCCGCGGUCGUGCACCUGGCCGCUGCCCCGGCCGGAGUUCGGCGCGCCGGUCAGCUCUGGCACCUCCUCCCCGUCGCCUUCCCUCGAGCGGGAGCCGGUGAACGCCGAGUUCGUCGGCAGCCUGGGUUUGCUGGAGGAGACCGAGGACUCCGCAGAGCUCAGACCGCUGGCGAGCUGCGCCGACAUCCAGUGCCGGCGGGGCUGCGCUGCCCGGCGGACGCGGCCGUGCGGUCAGCAGCAACAGGUACCGCCGCGCUGCUCCCCGCCCUGCGCGACCUCGGCGGCGGCGGCGGCGGCGGCGGCCGUGGGCCACCGGAAGAGCAGCUCGUCGCGGCGGAACGCGUGGGGGAACAUGUCCUACGCAGACCUCAUCGCCCAGGCGAUAGACGGCUCACCUGAGAAGCGGCUCACCUUGGCUCAGAUCUACGAGUGGAUGGUGAAGAGCGUGCCCUACUUCAAGGACAAAGGAGACAGCAACAGCUCCGCGGGCUGGAAGAAUUCCAUCAGACACAACUUGUCCCUGCACAGCCGUUUUAUGCGCAUGCAGAAUGAGGGGACGGGGAAAAGCUCCUGGUGGAUGCUGAACCCAGAGGGUGGAAAGAACGGCAAGUCCCCUCGACGCAGAGCUGCCUCCAUGGACAAUACCAGCAAGUUUGCCAAGAGCCGAGGAAGGGUGACAAAGAAAAAACUGGCCCUUCAGGAAGGGGUGGACGGAGCAGCAGACAGCCUGGGUUCCCAGUACUCUAAGUGGCUGGGAAGCUCCAAUUCCCACAGUAACGAUGACUUUGAAGCAUGGAGCACCUUUAGGACACGAGCCAGCUCUGAUGCCAGCACCCUCAGUGGUCACCAUUCCCCUUUCUUGCCUGAGCAGGAUGACAUGGCGGAAGCUGAUGUCCACAUGGUGUACCCCGGAGGGGCAGGAACCAAGAUAACACCCACUCUACCAAGCCUUUCAGAGCUGGCGGGAUGCAUUGGCCAACAUGGCUCAGAGAGAGCAAUGGAGGGUCUGUUGGAUAACCUGAAUUUGCUGCCUCCGAAGAAUGCCCAGCUGGCGUCAGACUCUGCCCACUCUUCAACCUCUGCUUUGCUUCAAAAUAGUCUCUACACUCCGACCAGCAUGGCCUCCCAGCAGCAGCAGGACCUCCAUAAGUGUUUGUAUGGCCAGCUGGGGAUGAAUUCCCCGUCCUCCAUCCCAAUGCAGACUAUUUCAGAUUGCAAGCCAGGCUUCAGAUCUUGUCAGAAUCCAUAUAACUAUCCUGCAGGACUCCUCAAGGAGCUGCUUACCUCAGAUACAGACCCCAGUAGGAACAUGACACCCUCCAUGGAGUCAGUGGUGUCUCAAGCUGGGAAGGGAGGUUGCCUACUUUCCAUUUACAGUAACCUAGGCCAGCUCGGGGUACAGGAAAGAAUGAAAAAGUCAAAUCCUCAAAGUCCACAUGUACAUUCACACCCCAUACAUAGCCAGGGCCCCUCCGCCUCAUUGGACAUGAAUAGCUGUAACAUGAUCUCCCUGGCUAGCCAUAAUUCUGCAGGGAGUCCAUCUCCAAUGAUUCGUCUGAGGACAUGCAUGCAGCCACAUCAUGGCCACUUAGCACAUGCUGGUAAUGUUCCAGCAAGCUAUGGUGGCACCAGCGGGCACAGGGAACACAGCCAAGCCUACUUCUGUGGUCCCCACCAGGAGAGACUGCCCAGUGACCUGGACAACAUGUCCAUUGAGAGCUUUGACUGUGAUUUGGAGACUGUCCUCCAUGACACCCUUAUGGACGGAGAUGCGCUGGACUUCAAUUUUGAGCCCAUAACUGGCCCUCAGGGAUUUCCACAGAGGGUGAAGCCUACAACACACAGCUGGGUGUCUGGAUAGGCAACAUAGCUGAGUCACACAGCAACACCCAGAUAGAUGAUGCACUGAAAACACAUCUAGUACUUAAAUCCAGAAAACAUCUCAAACAAACUGUCUGCAACAUGUUUGUUAUAUCAAAAUGUCAACAGCCCAUUUUUAAGCUGCAUUUUAACCUGAAUGCAAAGCGAAAUUUUGCUUCACUUUCCCCGUGCGGGUUUGGUCACUUGACUGGAAAACGAACAAGCAAAUUUCAUGCCACGUCACAGUAAGCAUUUUUGAUUACACCAACGUUGCUAGCAAGUUUGCAAGACACAAGAAGACAGCUUAUGUUUCACGUUUUUCUUUGAACAAAUCACUCACCAGGCUCUCCAACGGUCUCUCUGACCUUCCGCCACGCCCUCUCCUGUCUCAGUUUGUCCCGGUAGGCUGUUAAUGUAGUAUCGUACAAUUCGGGCAAAGCGCACACCACCACAAUCAGCUUGCCCUCCAUCUUAGCGGGAGAGAUUUCUGUAAAGAGGGCGUGGCUUCUAGCCCUACUUGAAGGUGAUUGGCUUUCACUAGGCGACAUCUUUUGCUCGAGUUCAACAUUUAGUCAACGCUCAUUUUACCCAUUUCGCGUCAGCCGCAGUUUCGCUGCAAUUGAUGCGUCCGCGUUGCUCGUAAAUUUCGCUUCGCGUUCGAUUAAAACGCACCUCUACAGGUUUACCUCAGCAAACAUGCCAUUAUAAUCACCUUCUCGGAGGCAGAAAGGCAGUGAGGCUGAUAUUUCAUUUGUUUCCUAUUAGAAGAUAAUGAUAUUGUAAACUACUAAUAAGACACGUUAGUCCCUAGCUAACGGGUCUGACCCUUUAGCCGAGUGGUUAGUGACGUCGCCUUGUGGUGCAGUACACCCCGUAUGGAAUCCCGCACUGGGCAAGAAAAUAACCGGUUACAUUGGUGGCAGCGGUGGGAUCCGGAAGUGUGCAGAUCCUCAGAAGUCUCUUCGGAGCGCGGGAAGAACAAGCGCGAGGGCGCGCUUCCGGGGAGGGUGACGACUGUAAACUACUAAUAAGACACGUUAGUCCCUAGCUAACGGGUCUGACCCUUUAGCCGAGCGGUUAGUGAUGUCGCCUUGUGGUGCAGAACACCCCGUUUCGAAUCCCGCACCGGGCGAGAAAAUAACCAGUUAUAAUAUAAUAGUUUCCUUUAACAAAAUGGUGCUGCACUGAAGCUUGCCUGAUCUCCGUUUACAGUUGCCAGGCCAGAACUGGAAAUGUGUCGACUUUAAUCCAGUGAAUGUGGCUCUGUGCUUGUCGUUCAUGGCUGAAUCAUGGAAAAUGACUGUUCUCCUAUAUCAUACUGUAGCUGCAUUAUAGCUGUUUUCUGAGACUAUGUGACAGAUGUGUUUGAAUAUAUUCAAUUAUUAAGACUAAAAAAGGGCUGAAACUUUCCCUGAAAGACAACAAAAUUGAAGCAAACAAACUAAUUUC